Molecule: messenger RNA, 3648 nt
Organism: Exophiala aquamarina CBS 119918
Lineage: Eukaryota; Fungi; Ascomycota; Eurotiomycetes; Chaetothyriales; Herpotrichiellaceae
Exons: 3
Coding region: 1-3648 (1215 amino acids)
Source: RefSeq, a predicted model, not a curated record
AUGGAAAAGCUACGAACUCAUGAAGAGAUGCUUUUAGACAUGCAGACUAUAAUGGCUCAGCACGAAGUUCUCACCAACCAAGUUUUGCAGAAGACAACAGAAAAUGAGUUCGAUGGUGCGGAUGACAUCGAAGAAUUUGACAGAGCCACUGAAUCUCGGGAAGAAGGCACAGCAGAGUGGAUCUUCAAUGACCAGGCAUAUCGCAGCUGGCAAGCUGCUAUCAAAAAGCCACAGUCUUCUACAGAUCGCAGUAGUCAAAUAUUAUUGGUCACAGGUACAAAUUCUGUCAAUCGUGCUUCAAUGUACUCAUCGAUUCCAGGUAUGCCUGGGAGUGGCAAGACAGUACUUGCAGCCGCAGUGGUCAACAGCCUGCAAGCACUGAAUGGUGGUACAGACACAGCAGUCUGCUUCCACUUCUUCUCCUACCUCAAUUCGAGGAAAAUGUCAGUCACGGCGGCUCUCCAGGCCCUUUGCACUCAACUCUUGAAUAUCUUUUCAACGAAGGUUCCAGUUCUAGAAGCAGUUUCCUUCUUGAGUCGACAUGCACAAAUGCAAGGUAGAACAAAGCACACAAUUUCAGAACUGCAGGAUUUGCUGUCUCUCAUUUUGCAGCGCAUAAAUGCAUGCUACAUCGUUGUGGAUGCUCUCGAUGAAUGCGAAGACCCUGUCGCAGUGGUCAACCGUUUGGCUGCAGCCUGCCAGGAUACCAAAACACAGAUCAUCAUUUUCAGCAGACCGAACGUCGACAGUUUCAGAAGUUCGAAUGGCUACUUGCACAUAAAAAUCGAGACACAAAACACCAGUCCUGACAUAGAAGUCUACCUACGAUCACAGAUCGAGCUGCUGCAGGAAGACUCUCUGCUUCCCGACUGUGAAACUGAAACAAUUCUCCAAUGUCUUCUUAGAGGUGCUCAUGGAAUGUUUCUCUGGGCGCGUCUUAUGAUUGCUUACCUGAGGUCUCCAGCAUUGACCGCAACGAAACGACGAAACGCCAUACUAGACCUCAAGACUCCGGAAAGUUUAGAUGUAAUGUACCAUAGAAUCCUUCAGCUGAUUUCUGGGAAGAUCAAAGAAGAACAAGAGCUUGCACGGCAUAUUUUUGCAUGGGUUUCAUGUGGUGAGAAGCUCCUUAAUACUCAGGAACUGGAGUCUACAAUCAAUCCACAACUCAAGGUGUUUGAUACUAGCGUUCAUGAUGUGCCUACAGACGCUUACCCAGAUUUCGAACAUACAGUUGUAAUGGUGAGCGGAAGCCUCGUGGAAAAGUAUGCCGGAACAUUCCGAUUCAUACACAAGUCAGUGCAAGACUUUUUCCGAACCGACUGGACACAAAGACAACAAUCCAUGGAUAAGUUUGGCUCAGCAGAUUCUAUCCGGCCGACAGUGUUCGAAGCGCACACUAUAUUGGCUUCCACAUGUCUCUCCUAUCUUCUAUUUCAAGCUCCAUUGUCACCCCUAUCAGGUGAUAUGUUUCAACCUGCAAAGAAAACAGACAUCCGAACGGUAUUCCCUCUACUUGAGUAUGCGUCUUGCUGUUGGGGCCGCCAUCUGAGAGACUCAAUUCCUGAGGGCGCCGGACCUACAGUCUUCAUUAAAUUAUGGCGGCCUCAAUUCGCAAAUCUAUCCCAUCGGCUUUCCCAGUUUCUCGAUUCCCAGCUACUGUUGAUGUCCUGGGUUGAGUCUAUUUACAUAUUUCUUCAAACCACUAGGCACCUAGACCUAUAUGAAGAUUUGCGACAAUGGUCGACUACUGUUGAAGAAUCUAGUGAAAUCUACCUCGGGUCAAGAGGUUCGAAGGUUCACCGAGAAAGAAGUGUAACACUUCUAGAAUUCUGCGCAAUUCUUGAGCAGUACUUCGAGCUUUGGUCCAAAGUGCUCUCGGCGGAGCCUCACCAGAUAUGGCAGGAUAUUACAGCGUAUACGCCAAGCAAGUUCUUUCGAUCCACAAAAGCGACAGAUGUUAGGUCAAUGCCUGCCCGCAGACCGCAAGGUGAUAAAAAUAGCAUCAAGCCAGUGGCGACGAUGUCUAAGCAUUGUGUUCGGAAAGAGUCUUUAGCAAUCUUGACAGUAUGGGCAUCUAGGUCAUUCGAAAUCCUUUGGUCUGAUUUCCUUGCCGGUAAACGCAACGUCGACUUGGGUGAGCACUGUAGCAACUGGGUUGUUCGCUAUGAGGUCGGGAACUCCGAUUCCCCUACAAUGGAACCCCGUGAGGAAUAUCAAUUCGAUCUUGACCGAAAAGAGAUUGAGGUCCAGCUCCAGAGAUACCUUGCUUUCGUCAAGACCACCCAUAAAGGAGCCCAAAAGUGGGCGUUUCCAUUUCCAAUAGCGAUAUCUGAAGAUUUGACCACGUUUUCAGUUCUUCUGGAGGUAUUUCGACAAAGCCGGUGCUCAGAGACGCUGCAUGAAUGGGCAAGGUUGAUACUUCCAGAAGACUCGAUCCGCCGCCGACCCGGAGGAGCGCAGUCUCUCCCAGAUUUUCAGCAGCAAAAACAUGCGCACCCACUAGGACAGCAAGAUCAAGAACUAGUGAUCCGCGUAUGCCCAUUUUAUGCCCUCAAAUUCAACGACUCCUCAAGCUCGGUGCUGUACAUGGAGAAGAAGAUUCUGAAUACACGAGUGAAAGACAACACAACCUAUCUGCUUGCAGUAUUCAGCGUCCGGGAGUUACAGGAUGCAUAUGAAUUUAUCCUAACUGGCUCAAUGCAGCAGGCUAAAGGGGACGCGCAAUUCAGAUUUUGUACUUUCCAUCCUUUCUUGCCACUUCUCCUCUACCACCAGCGCACCUUACUUUCGGGGAUUUCUGAAAUUCAGCUUUGGGCAUACGAGACGUCACAACACGACUGCUUCCCUUUCAAAGGAGGGCUCGAGGACUUGAGCUUCUCUGCAUGCGGUACAGAAAUUGUCGCCAAGCACUGUGGUAAUCCACGCCCCGAGACUCGUUCUAUCAGCAACAGUCCGUUAGUGCUUGCACUGCGAGGAGCUAGCAAUACACCUAGCGCCAAAUGCAGGAAACGUGCUAGACGGGAUUCUGAAGAUGAUAUGGUGUCUUCUCGAAGUUUAGCCCUCAAUUCAGUUCAGCCUUGGGCCACAGGUGCAGAUUUGGCCGCGGGCGGCUUUUCGUCUGGCCAGCUUACUAUGUCUAGUGACUCCGUGACUCAGAUAUCGUAUGUAAGCAACUCGAAACGCUCCAAGAACGCGAUUACACUAAGGCAUCGCUCCGACAGGGCAGAAGUGCAUCAGACUUUAACGCACUUACCCGAUAUUGAUGGCAUCGACGAGGUCUCUAUUAGUGUGGAAAACGCAGCGCAGAGCGCUUUAGGAGAUAGUGAAUUCGAUGUCGGGAGUGGGAAUGUCGACAGGCACAAGAUUAGGCUGUUCCUGAAUCAGCGUGCGGCCGAUUUCUCCACCAUGGAGCAGCCACUCAGCGCGCAUUUGCCGGCGAUAGUUACAAAGGACGUUAGAGCGCUUGAACCGGCAACCAAGCGUGGAGAGGCUCCUAGGAAGGCUAAGACCCUACGCAUAGAACAUCCUGUCAGUACCAACGACGGAGAGGUGCAAGAUGCCAAUUUUGUGGGACAGCUGCAUAUGCAAUAUCCGCCCAACAUUAUCGAGAUUAGUGACGAGGACGAGGAAGCAGAGUACUUGUAA